AUGGAAGAAGAGGAAGGACUUAAGGAAAAUGUGGAAGCUGAAGAAGUGGAGAAAGAAGUUAUAGAGGAAAAGAGAGUGUGCACGGUUGAUGGGUCUAGCCUCCAGAAUAUUGAAGUGUAUUUGAAGUGGGAGGCUUCAAAAGAGAAUCCAGGGAAGUUCAUUACAACACUUAAGGUUGUAAAAGAUGCAAGCCUUGCUGACCUGCGAAAGUUGAUUGCAAUUUAUCUUGGUGCAGACAAUCAAGCAUUCAUUUUUCUCAUGCUUGGGGACCCCACUGGAGCUUCAGUACCAAAGGAGAAGGAAGCAACAAUUCAGGUCACUAAGCUUCCUCUAUGCAACAAUAAAUCAAAUGGCUACCUUGCUAGUUUGAGACCACUGAAGGGAAUGCAAAGCCCAAAAAGAAAACCAGGGCGCAGUGGUCAUCUUCUUCACAAGAACUGCGUCUCAGGCAGCCUCAGUUGCAGCUGCAAGAGAUUUUCCGGCAAGGGGAGGUGCAGCUGCACCUCCUUGCUCCUUAAUAGGUCCAUCAGUAACAGCUUUAGUUUGCAGCAACAGGAAUCAAGGGCAGCUUGUGUUUUGCAAACAGCAUGGCGCCGCUAUAAAAGAGAGAAGCUUCAAAAGUCUCCUAGGUUGGCUAAAGAGGGUAGUCUUUCUGCCACUGAUCACCAUGCUGUCUCAGAAACACAGCAUAAAUAG
Messenger RNA from Prunus armeniaca (apricot), 696 nucleotides. The record is from the annotation of a GenBank genome assembly. Lineage: Eukaryota; Viridiplantae; Streptophyta; Magnoliopsida; Rosales; Rosaceae.